This is a messenger RNA of Scheffersomyces coipomensis, 3423 nucleotides long. RefSeq names its product SAGA histone acetyltransferase complex subunit (gene SPT7). Gene Ontology annotation, biological process: regulation of transcription by RNA polymerase II. Lineage: Eukaryota; Fungi; Ascomycota; Pichiomycetes; Serinales; Debaryomycetaceae. The record is from RefSeq and is a predicted model, not a curated record. Gene Ontology annotation, cellular component: SAGA complex; SLIK (SAGA-like) complex. The transcript has 2 exons. Gene Ontology annotation, molecular function: structural molecule activity; protein heterodimerization activity. Bases 1 to 3423 code for a protein of 1140 amino acids.
AUGGAUAAGCUAACAACGUUUAAAUUCAACAAUAGUCGAAAAUUAUUCGGAUUAGCCAAGAAGUUACAUGAUUCUAAGUUCUUUGAAACCUUUUUAAACGAAUCCCAAUAUAAAAUUUUGGAUUAUAUAAUAAAUCUUGAUGAUUUUAAAUUAUGGUAUAAUUUCCUUGAAGGUGAUUGUUUCGUUAAAUUCACCAAGUCUACCGGAGAUGACUCCAACGAUGAAAAGAAGGAAUCAUCAAAUGAUGAAGAUGACACUCCUGAAAUUCAAUUUGAAGAAGGUUCAAAGAACAUUAAAAUGUUGGCUCUACAUAUAAGAUAUCUAUUAUGGGAAAAAGCCAUUGAUUAUUAUUAUACUGCCAAAGAUUUGGAUACAUCAAUAUAUAAUAUUGAAGAAGUGACAGAUGAUUUUGAAUUAAUAGAUACUCUUGAUGAUCUUCCUGGUGGAGAUAAUGACGGAGAAGCUGCUCAAACGGAUAAUAUAGAAAAGUCAGCCCCAGCUCCUGUGAUAAGAGAAGAAGAAGAUGAUUAUGAUGAUGAUGAUGAUGAAGAUGAAGACGAGGAGGAAGAUAAAAAGAAAGAAUCUGAAGAUGUGGAUAUGAAAGAACCUGAAAGUGAAGUAUCAGAAUUAAAAUUCAAUGAUGAUAAUCAAGUCAUUUUAGAAAUACCGAUCAGUAUAUUUGCAACUUCUACUCCCAAUAAUUCAUCUACUGAUGCUAUUGAUUCGCAAACAACUUCUAAUCAAGAAAGUAUAUCAGCCGCUACAUCACAAAUUCAAAAUAACAAUAUCACUACUUUAUCUAGUUCUGCAUCAACAACCAUCAACAAUAAGACAUCUGCUAUUGAUGAUCAAGAUAAAUUAAUCAAAGAAUUUAAUAAAGUAUAUCAUAAUUUCGAAUAUGAUCGAGAAACUUUAAUCAAAAGAAGAAAAUUAGAAAAAUCAGAUUUACAAUUGGAAAAUUCAAAAAGUACUAAUAAUGAUAAUAAUGGUAAUUUAACCACAGGAGAAGAACCCAUGGCAGGUAUAAAUCUUGGAACAGGUAGUACUAGUCUUCAACAUUUAUUGAACACCAUUAAGCUGAAGAGAGAAGAAGUUUCAUUAAAUGAUCAUGAAUUAAGAUCACUUUUUAUGGAUGUUCGUAAAAAUAGAGGUAAAUGGGCUAGUAAUGAUAAAGUUGGUCAAGAAGAAUUGUAUGAAGCUUGUGAGAAAGUGGUGCUUGAAUUAAGAGCUUAUUCUGAACAUUCUACUCCAUUUUUAAAUAAAGUAUCAAAACGUGAAGCACCCAAUUAUGGAUUAAUCAUCAAAAAACCAAUGGAUUUAAAUACCGCUUUGAAAAAAUUAAAAUCAUUUGCCUAUAAUUCAAAGCAAGAAUUCGUUGAUGAUUUAAUGUUAAUCUGGUCUAAUUGCUUAACCUAUAAUGCUGAUCCAAAACAUUUCAUGAGGACCCAUGCUUUAGCCAUGCAAAAGAAAACUCUUAAAUUGGCUCCUACCAUCCCUAAUAUAACAAUUAGGAAUAGAGCUGAUAUUGAAAAAGAAGAAGAAUUAGAAGAAGAGAAGAAUGGUGGUGGUGCUACUCCGUUAGAAGCUAGUGGUAAAUCAAUGAAAAAGGGAAGAAAAAGUUCAAGACAAGAUCAAGUUAAAGCAGAAGCUACUGAACCGGGUACUCCAAUUUCAUUAGGUCCCUCAGUGGUUGAUUCUCCAAGUGGUACAAAUCUUACGUCUGAAACUCCUGCUGCCGAAGGUAGUGCAGUAGUCGGAAAUACUACUAAUGGAGAUGAAGAUGAAGAGGAGGAAGAAGAGAAUGAUAAUUUAAAUGGUGAUAGUAAUGGUAUUAAUGAAGAAGAAGAUGAUGAAUUUGAUCCUGAAUUAUUGGCUUGGAGAUCAUUAACUUCUAAAUCAAGAGCUAAUUAUUGUUCUCAACGUGCUGAAUUAUUUGAUGAGAAUUAUCAUCUUCGUCCUGAUGCAGCAGCUAUUAUAAGACAAUCAAUUGAAAUGAAAAAUUUCAAUCAAUAUUUAAGCAAUAAAGAAGUGAUUUCUAAAUCUCAGAAUUUAUUAGAGAAUGACGAACCAUAUUUAUUAGAAUAUGAUUUAACUGGUGGAAUUCCUGGAUUUAAAUAUAAUGGGAUUAAUGAAGCUGAAGAAGAUUUGAAAGAACAAAAAAUGGCUGAUAUCUUAUUACAACAAGUUGGCGGUGAUGCAUCUAAAUUAAAAUCAGCCUUUGUAUUACCACAAGAUAAAGGAUUAAAUAAAGUUUAUUUUGAAAAUAUUCAUGAAAUUCAAGAAAUUAGAAAGAUUUGUUUCAAGAUAUCUCUUAUUCGUCAAAUGCAAACCCAACAAUUUGUCCAUCAUACUCAAAUGAAACAACCUGAAGUUGAAGCCAUUAGAGAAGUUGAUGUUGAUAAUGCGUCCAAGUUACCUAAUCAUGAUGCGUUUAGUGAAGAUGUUCAAUUUGCCGUAUUAAGAAGAAAUGUGGCCAAGAUUGCUAUGCAAACUGGGUUUGAAAAGACAGAACCAUUUGCUGUUAAUACUCUAACACAAUUAGCAGAGAAAUAUCUUAGUAAUUUGAUUAAAUCCAUUAAAUUACAUACCGAGAGUAAUUCAUCUAAUGAAAUGGAUGAAACUUCGAUAUUGUUAGUAUCAUUAUUAGAAAAUGGGGUUAAUAAACCUGAUGAUUUAUAUACUUAUGUUCAAGAAAGAAUAGUACGACAACUGGAAAAGCUUGUUGAUCUUCGAGCCAAAUUAUCUAAUUUCCUUAAAGAUUUAUUAAGACCUGGUUUAGAAAACUUUAAUGAAAGAAGUUUUGAAGAUAAUAGUGAACAAUUCAUGACAGGUGAUUUCUCGAAUGAUUUAGGAGAUGAUUUCUUUGGAUUUAAAGAAUUAGGUUUAGAUCGUGAAUUUAAUAUGUUAAGUUCAUCAAUUCCAAUUUAUUUAUUACAUUCCAGAUUACAUAAUUCUUAUGCUAGUAGUGGAGGAGUUAGUAAGAGGAAUAAAUAUGAAGAUUUGAAAGAUUAUACUCCACCAUAUUUGACAGCUGUUGAUGUUGAUAAACAAAUUGGAAUUUUAAGACCAUUCUAUAAUAAAUUGAAUGAAAAAUCCAAAGCUCAUUAUAUUAAAGUUCAAAAGAAGAAAGGUGAACCAUAUGAUUUACCUGAAGAUAGUGCAUUAUUAUUAAUUGAAGAUGAUGAAUUACCUCAAAAACAAAGAAACAUAAGACCAAGAUUACCUCCAACUGGUAGAAUCACUGCCAUAAAGAAGAAAAUCAUUGCUAAUUCAUUCUUUUUACCUGAUUCAGAAGGAGGAGAUGAACCAGUGCUUCUUGCCUUAGAUGACAGAUUAAACAACCUUGCAGAUCUUAGUACUCCAGAAUUACUGGGUCCUGAUAUCAAAUCUCCAAUGAAAUCAGCCAUUAAGUCAGAAGCUUAA